Messenger RNA from Lymnaea stagnalis (great pond snail), 1461 nucleotides. NCBI's taxonomy places the organism in Eukaryota, Metazoa, Mollusca, Gastropoda, Lymnaeidae. The record is from the annotation of a GenBank genome assembly.
AGAUCCAUCGUUACACCCCGAGGGAUGUAUACCGCAUUGUGCGAUCACAUCAGAUAUGCGACAAACAAAGGGAAUAUUAGGUAUUUGAACAAAUUUAUGGUAUAUUGUAACUGCUACAAUGUUCACAUUAGGAAUAAGUAACUGGUAAAAAAUGUAUAUUUGAAUGUCGAGUUUGACUAAAUUUGUAUAUUUAUAUAAGAAUUUAGUUUUUUUUUUUUUUAAAUGGAAAUAUAAAUGACUUCACUAUGCGUAAACCCAACAACUCAUAUUAUCAUUGCUUAUCACCUGGAUGGACUUAAAAGUGAAAUCGUAUUACAGAAACCUCUUUUGUAAAUUUGUAAUUGUUCUAGAUAACAUCUUUUAUUUAAGUAGCAAAGAAAAACUCCUAAAACAUGUCCCAAAUUACUGAUGUAAGGAUUAUUUCCCUUUUAAAUCUCCAAUGUUUUGUUAAAUCCACCGUCAACAUAUUCUGUUUGAAACGUCACUAUGUCACCAUUGUCCUGUGAAUGCUGUUGUCUUCUUUAAGGUCUGCCAUCACCAUAUUUCCACAACGCAUAGAAGGGCGCCCUGAUUUCCGUGUAUUGAAUAGCCAGCUGAUAGGCUACGCUGGCUAUAGUAUGGAUGACGGGAAGAUUAUUGGGGACCCAGCCAAUGUGGAAUUUACUAAUGUAAGACUCAAAUUGUUGCUCUAUGUUAAUGUAAUGACAAGACAUACAUUGGUAACACAUUUCAAGACAUUUAUUGGUAACACAUGUCAAGGCAUACAUUAGUAAGACAUAUAUUGGUAACACAUAUUUAUUGGUAACACAUGUCAAGGCAUACAUUGGUAAAAAAAUAUAUUGGUAACACAUCUCGGGACAUACAUUAGUAACAGGUCUCAUUUUGAGACAGUACGCACCACAGAGUAAUGUGGGGCUCACGUUUUGUUUUUGAAUAGCUUAGCUUUUGUUUCUAAAUACAACAGUGCACUUCUCAAUCUAAAUCUCGAACUUCGACAUUAUUGAGAUUUUCAAAACAUAAUUUUUUUAUUUGAUGGGUUUUUUUUAUUGUUUUGCGUUGUCUGCUGAAGAGGAUAUCAAGGCAAAAUGCCCAUUUAAAUGUCCUGUCUUUUCUGAUCAAGCCUAAACAUAUCUUGUUCAAUUUUUUUAUUGACUUAAAACUGCUUGAUCGCAGUCCCACAUAAUUUAUCACUCUGAGUGCACUGUUUAACCAUUGGAUGUCUUUUAAUUUUUGGUCAAGAUACAAAAGAUUAAAGUGUUUUAUCUUAUGGUUUGUAUCCUUGAAAACUCUUAAUUCUCUCUUUAAACAUUUUUUUAGCAAUGUGUUAAGAUGGGUUGGAAACCAAAGUAUGGUAUGUUUGACCUACUUCCACUGGUUCUAUCUGCUGCUGGAUUUGAUCCUGAACUUUUUGACCUCCCACCUGAGCUAGUGUUAGAGGUCAAGUUGGUGCAUCCUGAGUAA